CAAGACAAAACUUUUUAGGCGGGUGUCCUAACAUAAGUUGUUUAAUUAAAAUUAUUGACUUUACAGUAAAAAAAUCUAUUAAAACAGGACAAAGUCUUGUUUUCGCAAUCAAACCAGAAAGUUGUUAUAAACAUAAAAGAGGUGAAAGCUUGUCUAAUUCCCAUAAGGUUCCAAACAGUGUUUCCUAGAUUUAGUGACCAAAACAAACCCGAUAUGAAUGCCCAAUGUCGACUGUGUGGUUUGUAUUUCUGCCACCCGAGCCCCAAGAUUUUAUUCGAAAGCGGAAUUCUCCUCCAGAUCAAAGUACUCACUGGAUUGUCGCAAUUUACAGUUAUAUGAGAUGGAGGACCUACCCCGUCACAUUUGUCCGUCUUGUCUAAAAGACUUGAAUAUAUCGUUCAAACUAAGGAAGCAAAUCAUUUGGACCCAUGAGAUAUUGAUGCUAAGAAACAAAAUGGAAAAAAAUCAAGAAUGGGAAACACAAUUCUCAAAUUCGGAUUCUAAAGAGACUUGCGAUCUACUCAGGCCGCAAGUCUCAGUGAAAACAGAAAACUUUUAUCAGAAGUCUGAAAAUGAAGAAUCAGAAAAUAAUCUUAACUAUUCAGAAUCUUCAAGUCCUGACUUUCUAUCCUACUUAAAAUGUACAAAUGAGUAUGGUCACGAGUCCGAAGAAUCUGAUACUUAUCCAAAAUGUUAUAACAUUACCAUAGAAAGGGAUCCACUUAACAUAGAUGCAACUGAUUUCGAUCAUUUGAAGGCAAAUGAAAGUAAUCAAGAAUCAAAUGACUCCGAAGAGCUUCUUAACUUCAAUAUAACUGAGUCUCCAGAUCUUUUUAAAUUAAAUGAUCAAAAUUUUGACCUAAGCAGUGUAGAUCUGGCGAAUUAUAGUGAUCAAGAAUUAGAAACCUCUGACAACUUUGAUCUGUCCAGUUCGGAUAAACUAGAUCCUUUAUAUAAAGACCAGGAAGAUCAUAUAACAUUUUCUGAUGGGGAUACGGAGAUAUCAAAUUCUCAACCCAAUUUUGAUUAUAAAAGUAUAUUCCAAGAAAACGACAAUGAAAUACUUUCAUUAUCGAAAUAUCAGAAGGGCUUUGAAAAACGAGAUCAAUUAAGUUCAGCCCCUUUGAGUGUACCAGUUUCCGCAAGAUUUCAUAAAAAGGGUAAAAAACCUCUAUCUGAAACUUUUUCGGUAGCAGCAGAAAAUGUAAUUACCAACAAUGAAUUUAUUGAACCCAAAGCGAAGAUCAUUGAAAUUGGAACUCAGUUGUCCCUACAUAAAGUGGAGUUAACCAUAAAAAAGGUAACCCCUCCUCCAAAAUCUGUGUCAGCUGAGAAUAUUCCGCCGGCCAAAAGAAGGCGAAACCGAAAAGUUACAUCUUUGGAGUGCACUGAGUGCGGCAAGUGCCUUAAGUCAACCGAAAACCUAAAGAUGCAUAUUUUGCGCCAUAAGGGACAAAAGGAUUUUUCCUGCUCAUACUGUGACAGACAGUUCGUCUCAAAGCACCUUUUAAAUUUGCACAACCGCGUUCGCCACCUUGGUGAGCAGCCUUUUAAGUGCACAUUUUGCCCGUCAACGUUUUUUACUAGCAGUUCCAAAAGCCGACACGAACAAGUAAAACACAUCAGGAGCCGGAACUUCAAGUGCGAUGAGUGUAGCAGUGAAUUUAAAACGAAGAGCUGCUUAAACAAGCACAAGAUCAUACACACUGGCAAGAAACCUUAUUUGUGUGACUUAUGCAACAAAAAGUUUUCCCGAAGGGAAAAAUUAACGAGUCACUUUAAGUCACAGACGCACCAGAAAAGGGCAACAUCCCUUCAGAACAUCGAAUAUUGCCCACACCUCGAUGAAAUUCAAAACACAGUUGACGUAAUCCUUACUGAUGUUUCAGAAACUUCCAUUUAAAAUUGUCAUUUUGAAAAUAUUUUUGACUUGACAUUAUUGAAAUAAUUCUUUUUUGUGUUUUUUCUCUUGGCACUGGACUGCCCAUCGUUAUCUUUUAUUUAAUUAUGUUAUACAUUAAGCCUUAAAUGGACAUUCAAACAAAUAAUAAUCUUAAUUCUUAAAAUGUGUAUUCUACCUUAAAGUAAAUUAAUAAUAAGAAUAACAAAACUAUGUAAAACUACACAA
This is a messenger RNA of Drosophila ficusphila, 2128 nucleotides long. Its product is annotated as zinc finger protein 510. The record is from RefSeq and is a predicted model, not a curated record. The transcript is spliced from 4 exons. Gene Ontology annotation, molecular function: zinc ion binding; DNA-binding transcription factor activity; RNA polymerase II cis-regulatory region sequence-specific DNA binding. Bases 218 to 1903 code for a protein of 561 amino acids. Gene Ontology annotation, cellular component: nucleus. NCBI's taxonomy places the organism in Eukaryota, Metazoa, Arthropoda, Insecta, Diptera, Drosophilidae. Gene Ontology annotation, biological process: regulation of transcription by RNA polymerase II.